Messenger RNA from Miscanthus lutarioriparius, 861 nucleotides. The record is from the annotation of a GenBank genome assembly. NCBI's taxonomy places the organism in Eukaryota, Viridiplantae, Streptophyta, Magnoliopsida, Poales, Poaceae.
AUGACCAUGAGCGGCACCGCGGAGGAGGCGUUGCGGCGGGAGUACGUGAUCGGCGAGGAGAUCGGGCGCGGGCGGUUCGGGACGGUCCGCCGCUGCUACGCCGCCGCCACGGGGGAGCCGUUCGCGCUCAAGACGACGCCCAAGGCGGCGCUGCGGGAGCUGGAGGCGGACCCGCUGGACCUGGCGCUGGCGGAGCAGGAGCCCAAGGUACACCUCCUGGCGUCGGCCGCCAGUCGCCACGUGGUCGCGCUCCACGCCGCCUUCGAGGACGCCGACGCCGUGCACCUGGUGCUGGACCUCUGCCCCGGCGGGGACCUGUUCGCGCUCGUCUCGGCACGGGGCCCGCUCCCGGAGCCCGAGGCGGCGGGCCUCGUCGCGCAGCUCGCGGACGCGCUCGCGGGGUGCCACCGCCGCGGGGUCGCGCACCGCGACGUCAAGCCCGACAACCUCCUCUUCGACGCCAGCGGCGCGCUCAGGCUCGGGGACUUCGGCUCCGCGGACUGGUUCGGGGACGGCAGGCCCUUGACGGGGCUGGUCGGGACGCCCUACUACGUCGCGCCCGAGGUGGUGGCCGGCAAGGAGUACACCGAGAAGGUGGACGUGUGGAGCGCCGGGGUCGUGCUCUACAUGAUGCUCUCCGGGACCGUGCCUUUCUCCGGCGCCACCGCGGGGGACAUCUUCCAGGCCGUGCUCCGCGGCAACGUGCGAUUCCCGCCGCGCGCCUUCGCCGCCGUCUCGCCCGAGGCCAAGGACCUCAUGCGCCGCAUGCUCUGCAAGGACGUCUGGCGCAGGCUCUCCGCCGAGCAAGUCCUAAGGCACCCAUGGAUUGUGACUCGCGGCGGAAGUGUGGCGGUGAACUGA